GCACCGAGGCUCGCGGCUCUCGGCCGCACAUCACCCCUGGGGAGCUGCGGGUCCCGCAGCGAGGCCGCUGCCUCCGGGACCGUCUGGCGGCGGGGUCGCGGGCCUGGGCCGCGAUAGGACGGCGAAGGGUGACGCGCUGACGGCCGUGUGAACAUUAACCUGCCGCCGGCGUCCCGCGGCCAGCGCGGGGGGCCCGUCACAGCGGGCACCAUGGCCACGGCAAACGACAGGGCCGUGCUGCAGACCAUCUUUAACCCCAGCACCCCCUUCGGAGACAUCCCUGGGCUGGAUGAGGAGGAGGAGGAGGACGCCCGUGAGGAAGGGGAUCCGUUUGCGCCGGAGCUGCUGGAGCAGGCGCGGGACCUGGAGCUGCAGGGCGUCUCUGCCGCCGAGUCGGGAGACAUAAGCACGGCGCUGGAGAGGUUCAGCGAGGCCAUCCGCCUGCUGCCCGAGCGCGCCUCGGCCUACAACAACCGCGCCCAGGCGCGGCGCCUGCGCGGCGACGUGACGGGGGCCCUGCGGGACCUGGAUGCCGCCAUCCGCCUGAGCCGGGGCCGCGGCCGCGCCGCCUGCCAGAGCUUGGUGCAGCGCGGCCUGAUCCGGCGGCUGCAGGGGCGCGAGGACGAGGCGCGGCGGGACUUGGAGCGGGCGGCGCGGCUGGGCAGCGCCUUUGCCCGGCGGCAGCUGGUGCUGCUCAACCCCUACUCGGCGCUCUGCAACCAGAUGCUCGGCGAGAUGCUGGGGCGGCUGCGCAACCCCGAGAGCCCGUGAGGCGGGCGGGAGGCGGGCAGAGCCGCCAGCGCACGCUCCCGCCGCCGCAGAGGGCCCGUCCCUGCCGCCGCGGGUGCUGCCGCCGUUCCUCCUCCUGGCUGGCGGCCGGGGACAGGCCGUAUCCAAAGGCUCGGCUUUGUCUCGGCUCCGCUCCACCCCAAUAAACCUCCCCGUGUUCCCGGCA
This is a messenger RNA of Colius striatus (speckled mousebird), 955 nucleotides long. RefSeq names its product tetratricopeptide repeat domain 36 (gene TTC36). Lineage: Eukaryota; Metazoa; Chordata; Aves; Coliiformes; Coliidae. Gene Ontology annotation, molecular function: protein binding. The transcript has 3 exons. The coding region runs from base 211 to 771 and encodes 186 amino acids. The record is from RefSeq and is a predicted model, not a curated record. Gene Ontology annotation, biological process: cilium assembly.